GUGGGAACGCGAAUUACGCAAAAUUCUGGCUCAACCGAUUCUUCAACGUCUGGCUCAAGGUGGAACAGUGCUUAUAAAAUAUAGAGUGACUGCGGGAGUUCAUAGCGAGUUCUAAGGAAUAAACGGCAGUGUAGCGAUUGCGGUUCAUCGAGGGGCUUGGACUACGCCUUCCGCCGCACUUGUGACUUGGUGGAAGUGGUACAUUCCAACUGUACCGUUUCGGCGCAGGGGAUCUGGCAGUGCUUUGAUUUUUACAGGAAAUACUCGCGUACAUUUCGGGUGUAUAUCUAUCUGUGGUUUUGCUAAUUUGUUUUGCUUUUUAUUUCAUUGCUCUCCCUGGGGUGUUUAAUUCGACGGGGUCUAAUCGAACUUCAUUCGUUGGACUAUGUGAUCGAACUAUGAUCUGAAAUUGUGCGAAAAAAACAAAAACAAUCUGUGAAUUGAAAAAAAAAAAAUGAUACAAACCAUCCAGGAUGUCAGUGACUGUGUGCCGCUGUACUUGCCGCAUAGCCUGUAUCUUAAACCGUCGGCCAGAUUCAAUGUGUCGGUGGCUUUGCCGAAUGCCAUCACUGGCAAAACCAUCUCCAACUAUGAAGUUAUGGAAAAGAUGCGUCAGAUGAUACUGCCGGACAAGUUCUCUGUGUUGAAGGUUCGAUCUUUGUCGCAGGUUUCCAAGAGUACCGUUGGUCUGAUCCGGUUCGAAGGCGAGCUGGAGGAUCGAAGCAAAUUGCGCCAUGUGCUGGGACGGCUAGAUGGGCGUCCUAUUCGAUUGCCGGGAUUUAGCGAAACGGUGAAGCUGCGAGCUUCGGAGGCAAAAGACGAUUUCCCGACCCGACACGAUUGGGAUUCGUUCUUUCGCGAUGCUCGGAACAUGGACGAGAUGAAAGCCGGAGAACGUCCGGACACGAUCCACUUUGCGAAUCUACCGAUAAAGUGGUUGUGUCCGCGACACAUGGAGAAUGAAGACAAUGCCAAGCCAAGCGAGAGUAUUUUCAAGAGAAUAUUUGAGAAGUUCGGCGAUGUACGAUGUGUAGACAUUCCUAUCUGUGAUCCGUAUAGGUCGCAAAUGAAGGCGCACAUGUCGGGCAUGCAAAAGUUUAGCUUCGAUCAGGAGAUGUACUUCGAGGGGUAUGUCCAGUUUAGUGAAUAUGUUGGCUUCGUGAAAGCGAUGGAUGAGUUUCGUGGGAUGAAUUUGGUGCGUAAGGAAGUGGACAAGAAUUUGUCCGUGUCCAUUUCGGUUGAUUUCGAUCGUACGAAGCACUUGAGUGAUUCAUCUAUCAAGAAGCGCAAAAUCGUCCGGGACCGACUGAUUGCGGCCGAUCGUGAGAAGGAAGAUCUGGAGAAGAAACGCACAGCCGAGGAGGAUGCCAAGAAAGAACGCGAGAGAAAGCGCCAAGAGGAACUGCGCAAAACGCAGGACGUGAAACGUUUGCAACGGGAGCAACGACGUAAGGAGAAACACUUGCAGAAGCUGCGGCAGCGGGAAACGGAUGAGAUCAGCCUGAAGAUACUGCAGGAGGAACGAAAGCUGAUGGAAACGCAAAGGAAGCUGGAGAGCAUUCGACUGAUCGAUGCGCUGUUUGAGCGGAUGAAGCUCAAACAAACAAUGCUCGCGGGUAAACUUUCCACGGUCGCAUCUUCCAACAAAUCCUCCAAUUCCACCAACAAAAAAGCGGACAAAUUGAUGGCCGCCCAGCAAAAGGAAAUCGAUAAAAUGCGCCAACGAGUGAAGGAAGUGAAGGAUGGCAAUCUGCUAAAAAAUUUUCUUGGGACAUCCGGUCGCAGCUCUUCGAACCGAUCCCGCUCACCGAGCAUUAACACCAUCAGUUCGGACGAUAGCAUACUCAAUGAUUAUCCUACGGAUGCGAGAGCCAAGAAGAAGAAAAAGAAGAAGCCUGUCUCGGACGGCAGCUCUACUGGGUCGGGAUCUUCAGAUGAUGAACAAAGGCAGCCGCAAGAAACAGCAGCAGCAACAAUCGGUGCUGCUGUGCCGUAUCCUCCGGUUCCGUCAGCUAUGCCUCCGGGGGCUUACCCCGGAAUGUACCCGGGAUUCGAUUGGGCUGCUAUGGGUUACGCAUAUCCAUAUGAUCCUUACUACGCACAGAGGGCAGAGUACUAUGCCAGUGCAAUGGCAUACCGUGGAUUUCGCGGUACUCCUCGGGGAGGAAGAUUUCCAAGAGCACGAGGACGUGGUGGUUACCGUGGCCGAGGAGGGUACGGUUACUAUCGAGAUGAUGGUUAUGGUGAUUACGAUUAUCAUGAUCGUGAACGUGAUAGAUCCAGAUCUUAUUCAAGACCCAGGUCAAGGUCGAGAUCACGAUCGAGAACGCGUCGUCGUAGGUCCCGUUCCAGAAGUCGAAGCCGCGGUCGAUCACGAAGCCAUAGCCGAUCCCGUCGUUCCAGAAGCAGAACUCGAUCAUCUCGAUCUCGAUCUAGAUCCAGAUCGUCUUCGAGGCGACGAUCCCGUUCUAAAUCGAAUCGCUCGAGAUCAAGAACUCGCCGAUCUGAUUCGAGGUCUAAACAACCGGUACAGAUGUCCAAACCCACGGCUAAACACCUUGCUUCCACUAUGAGAGAUUCACGAUCCAAAUCAAAGUCAAAGUCAAAAUCCAAAUCAAAAUCAAAAUCAAGAUCAAGAUCGAGAUCGAGAUCACAUUACCGUCAUCGUUCGAAGCACCGGCGCCGAUCGCAUCACCGUCGAUCUUAUUCGAAGGAACCGGAAGACGAGACAGUUCCCGAAUCUUUCCGGAAGCAUCGAAUCGUACUGCAAACGGACAAGCUGGUGAGAAGUGCAAAAGAAAUCGAAGAAGAGGUUCGUGUACAUCUGCGAAAGCAACAAGAAGAAGAAGAACGUCUUCAGAAGGAAGCGGAGGACACAAUUCGCGGUAGUAAUGCCUUCGAAGCUGCCACAGAAGCGAGCAACAACCACAAACGAUCGAGGCGACAUUCUCGUACAAAAUCGCGGUCCCGGUCCAAGUCUCCGCCUCAACUGUACACAAAAAGUCCUUCCCCGUUCAAGACCAAGUCGCGCUCCUGUUCUCCGGGAAAAAGCCGCAAAGGACGAAAAGAAUCGCCCAAAUCCAGGGAGGAGAGAAAACCAUCCAGAUCGAAGUCUCCCCCGAAGGAGAAAUCCUCCAGGGAUAAGCAUCGCCGGAACUAUUCUCGUUCGAAAUCGCCGAACGAACCAGACAAGGACGUUCGGAAUCAUGACAGCAGCGAGCGAAGCCUCCGUCGACGAGACAAGUCACAUUCUGAGCGAUCUGAUCGCAAACGGAAGUCGAGAUCGGCGGAUAGCGCCAGGAUUGCAUCGCCCAGACGAAAACCUAAAGUUGAAAGCCCCUGAAGGGCAAAUCUUCAUUUUAACUAUUUUUUUUUCUCGUUUUGCUUGUAACUAAUGAUUGAAGUUCAUUUAAGUUCUAAGAGGAAAUGGCUUGAGAUCAGACCAGUAAAAUAAUGUUGUAAAUGUAGAGACUUGAAAUGGGCUCUAAGCUUCUCAUAGGAUAUAAUACACCGGAA
Molecule: messenger RNA, 3516 nt
Organism: Ochlerotatus camptorhynchus
Lineage: Eukaryota; Metazoa; Arthropoda; Insecta; Diptera; Culicidae
Gene: Xe7
Product: Xe7
Exons: 5
Coding region: 455-3343 (962 amino acids)
Source: RefSeq, a predicted model, not a curated record